Molecule: messenger RNA, 2235 nt
Organism: Capronia coronata CBS 617.96
Lineage: Eukaryota; Fungi; Ascomycota; Eurotiomycetes; Chaetothyriales; Herpotrichiellaceae
Exons: 1
Coding region: 1-2235 (744 amino acids)
Source: RefSeq, a predicted model, not a curated record
AUGCACUCCGAGUACCGCGACGACGAAGAGAACCUUGUGUCUGACAUUCCGGCCCUGACGGACGAAGAAGCAGACCACGACGUCGAAAGCCGCGACUUUCACGUCCGGACAGGCUCGGACGGCUCAGCGACCGGCCUCCCCGUCCCCGUCUGGCUCCGAGAAGCCUCGCACACAUUCCCAUACAAAUGGGUUCCAUUACCCGUGCGAAAAGCAUCUCGUGCCGUCGUGACGUGGGUCAAAGGACCGGUACCUCCCCGAGUGCUCAAGAUCGAUCCCAUAUACCCGAAGAUCCAACAAGCGCCGAUCCAACUCCUGGACAAAUAUGCACCCAAGAGGAAACAGCGGAUCAUGCUCCUGGUGGCACUGUAUGCAUGCUGGUUUCUGACGUGGUCGCUGAUGCUCAAGCAACAAGCCACGACGGGGUCGAUCAAGGGCUACGGCAAGCCUCGCAACCUCUGGUGCGGCGCCAGUUUCUGGGAAGAAGGCAACGGAUGCGGUCUUAACGGGAACCAAUGCCGGCCGUUCUCCUCGGCACACCUGACGUUCCGAUGUCCGGCGAACUGCAAAGGCACGCAUCUGCUGGAAGAACGCAUCGUCGGGAACAAAUCGCUGCGCUACGAAGGGUUGGUCGUGGGCGGGCCGGACCCGCUCGACCCGGACUCGAUCCCCGUGUAUCGCGGCGACAGCUUCAUCUGCCAGGCGGCGAUCCACGCGGGCGUGACCACCGACGCGACGGGCGGGUGUGGAGUCGCCACGCUCGUGGGCGCGCACAGCAACUUCAAGGCCAGCAAGGCGAACGGCAUCGAGAGCAUCGACUUCCCCGCGACGUUCCCGCGGUCAUUCACGUUCCAGCGUCUUUCAGCUUCGCAGGCCAAGUGUCCGGUGGAUUCACGCUGGCCGUUGUUCGCGGUGACGGCCGCGGCGCUGGUGAUUUUGUCCAUCAUGACCACCUCUCCGGCCGUGUUCUUCUUCAGCACGUUCGUCAUCAUGUUUCUGCACGUCGGGCUGGUCUCGGAUCCCCCCAGCACCGCCAACAUCUACGAAGCCAUCAGCAAGCUGCUGGAACGGUUCCUCCCGGCCGCGUUCGUCUCGUACAUCUUGUAUCGCACUUCCGCUUUGCCCCUGCUGAACGGACUGACCGCGCAGAUCGAAAAGACAGUUCUCUAUCUUGGAUUCUGCUUUAUUGGAGCGCUCAACAACUACACUUUCGGCCCUCUGAUCCCCAUCGAGCGACUGACGCCUCACGAUCUCGCGCAGCCGGGCGCUCCGUUCGCGUUGGCCAUCAUCAUCACUUUGAUUCUGCUGAUCGUCGGCACCCAGAUCCACUGGAUCCGCGUCUCGGGCAACAUGCCCAAAUACCUAGCCAUCUACGCCGGCAUGGGCCUGACGUUGAUUAUCCUGCUGGUUCUGCCCGGGUUCCGCCUCCGCAUCCAUCAUUACAUUCUGGCGCUGGUGUUCAUGCCGGGCACGGGCUUCCAGAUCCGUCCGAGUCUGGCCUAUCAGGGCUUGUUGUUGGGUCUGUUCGUGAACGGCGUGGCGCGAUGGGGGUUCGCAUCUAUCAUCGAGACCCCGGUGGCACUCGGAGAGGUGCCGUCUGGAGGCGGAUCGUCAUGGUGGGGUGCGAAAUCGCCCAACGUGACAGCGGUGGUUCAUAAUGUUGGGGCAAUGGUUCGUGGUGGUGGUGGUGGUAUCAUUGCUGCUGCUACUGCUCCUCCUGCUGGUGAUCACAGUACUGAGUCUCUUCUACCCUCUACUAUCCCCAUCCCCGGGUUCGACGAUGGCACCUCGACAACAUCAACACCCAACAUCACCUUCCACUGGGGCCCGCUCCCGCGCGACCAGGGCAUCGACGGCGUCAGCAUCCUCAUUAACGACGUCGAGCGCUGGCGCGGCUACACCGACGAAGAACUGUACUGGAACGAAGAGGAAGUGACACUGCCGCGAAGACGAGAGGGAAGAGAAAAAAGCCAACCAGGUAUCGUUGGUGGUGAGAAGUCUCUAAUACCCAAACUAGACCUCGACCUCGCCUUCGUCCAAGAAUCAGAGUCAGAAUCAGAAUCAGAAUCAGAAUCCAAUUCCAACUCGAAGUCGGAGUCGGAGUUAGACUUGGAACCCGAUUUCGAUUUCGAACCCCAGUUCAUCAGGUUCGCUUGGAUGAAAGGUAACUCGGCCGGCCGGUAUAGUAAGGUCGGGGUGUGGGAUGAGAAGGGCGUGUGGCAUGAUAUUCCAUCCUAG